ACCUUGACCACCAUUCUCGCGCAGCGCAAGUGCACCGCUAUCUGUCGCUCUCUCCCGCGCUGUCGAACGGGUCCAUGCCAGUAGCUUCAAGCACCAUGUCUGGAGAGCAGUUCUCCAGGUACCGCCGCCAUCACCAGUACUUUCUCCGCGGCGGUGACGUCAGAUUCAUCGUCGAAAACACACUUUUCCAAGUGCACAAGUUCUUUUUUGAGCGGGAGUCGCAAUUCUUCGCCAAGAUGUUCUCAGCGCCACCAGACAGCGCGAAAGCCGACGCCUACAUCAUCAAAAAGGUCAAAGCAGACGACUUCGCCCAGCUGCUGUGGGUGUUUUACAACCCGCGUUACUCGCUAUACGAGGCCACCGUCGACGAGUGGCUCGUCAUCCUCGACCUCGCCAAGUCGUGGGGAUUCCAGGAGAUCGAGACGCUCGUGAUCCGCGAGCUCGAGGAGCAGUCCAUGGAUCCGGUCGACAAGAUCGCCAUGUACGACAAGUACGGCGUUGACAGGCGCUACGUCGUCCCCGCCUACGCGCAUCUCGCCAGCCGGCCCAAGUACCUCAGCCGGGAAGAGGGCAACAAGCUCGGGCUGCGCGUUGUCAUUGACGUGAACCAUAUCCGCGAGGAUGCGCUCAGGAGUGCGGCGUCCUCUGGUGGAUCGAGCGGGAUCACUCCGACGAGCGCGGAUCUGGAGCAGAGUAUGCUCUUUGACCUUGUCGAACGGCAUUUGGGACUGCCGUCGGGUUGUGGUACGCCGAGUCCCAAGACACCGGGCCUAAAACUCAAAGGAGGCCUCCUUCCUGUCCCAAAGAACGUGAAAAGCCCAUCGGAAACGACAGAGGCGAAAGAAGUGAGUGGCGUCCAACAAGAUGGGGAACAUGUGCGGAGACGUCAUACGCAGGACGAACAACAAAACCAAGACCCAGCUAAGACAACGACAACGACAACGACGCCGGCAACAACCCCUGCGCCACCGCCACCGCCAAAGGCGACAAAGUCGUCGCCAGGACCCGCGCAGGACGAGGCUGCCAAAACAGACGUGAAACCAGACGUGGGGCGCGGCAAUCAGAAGCAGAAGCAGAAGUCCGUGCCAAAGAUACGCACCUCCUAGCAGGUCGCGAAGCCGGCACUCCACCGGCAGCGACGUCGAUGUCUUCUAUGACGCACUCGAAUGACUGGAUAUAUGGC
Molecule: messenger RNA, 1183 nt
Organism: Coniophora puteana RWD-64-598 SS2
Lineage: Eukaryota; Fungi; Basidiomycota; Agaricomycetes; Boletales; Coniophoraceae
Exons: 5
Coding region: 96-1106 (336 amino acids)
Molecular function (GO): protein binding
Source: RefSeq, a predicted model, not a curated record